Molecule: messenger RNA, 613 nt
Organism: Pelobates cultripes (western spadefoot toad)
Lineage: Eukaryota; Metazoa; Chordata; Amphibia; Anura; Pelobatidae
Source: the annotation of a GenBank genome assembly
AUGCCAGAAGAAGACAAACAUGGCGAGGAGGUGGAGACAUUCACCUUCCAGGCUGAGAUUGCACAGCUCAUGUCACUGAUUAUUAACACCUUCUAUUCCAACAAAGAAAUAUUCUUGCGAGAGCUGGUCUCAAAUGCCUCUGAUGCUCUGGAUAAAAUCCACUAUGAGACUCUCACUGAUCCAUCCAAGCUGGACAGUGGUAAAGAUAUGAAAAUAGAUGUCAUCCCCCAACUGGCAGGAACAAGCUCUGACUCUCAUUGACACCGGGAUUGGCAUGACAAAGGCUGGUUUGAUCAACAACCUGGGAAAAAUUGCCAAAUCUGGAACCAAAGCUUUCAUGGAGGCCCUGCAGGCUGGAGCAGAUUUCUCCACAAUCGGGCAGUUUGGUGUGGGGCUCUACUCUGCCUACCAUGUGGCCGACAAGGUUUCAGUGAUGACCAAAAACAAAGAUGAUGAGCAGUAUGCGUGGGAAUCCUCGGCUGGUGGCUCUUUCACAGUAAAGGUAGACCAUGGUGAACUCAUUGAAUGCGGCACCAAGGUCAUCCUACAUUUGAAAGAGGACAAGACUGAGUAUCUGGAGGAGAACCCUGUGAAGGACAUGGUUAAGAAAUAG